AUGAUCACCGCGGCGGACCUCUACCACGUCUUCACGGCGGUGGUGCCGCUCUACGUCGCCAUGACGCUCGCCUACGGCUCCGUGCGCUGGUGGCGGAUCUUCACCCCGGACCAGUGCUCGGGGAUCAACCGCUUCGUCGCGCUCUUCGCCGUCCCGCUCCUCUCCUUCCACUUCAUCUCCUCCAACGACCCCUACGCCAUGAACCUGCGCUUCCUCGCCGCCGACACGCUGCAGAAGCUCGCCGUCCUCGCGCUGCUCGCGCUCUGGUGCCGCCUCCGACGCGGAUCCCUCGACUGGCUCAUCACGCUCUUCUCCCUCUCCACGCUCCCCAACACGCUCGUCAUGGGCAUCCCGCUGCUCCGCGGCAUGUACGGCGCCGCGUCCGCAGGCACGCUCAUGGUGCAGAUCGUCGUGCUCCAGUGCAUCAUCUGGUACACCCUCAUGCUCUUCCUCUUCGAGUACCGCGGCGCCAAGAUGCUCGUCCUCGAGCAGUUCCCGGACACCGCCGCAGACAUCGUCUCCUUCCGCGUCGACUCCGACGUCGUCUCCCUCGCCGCCGGGGGCGGCGGCGCAGACCUGCAGGCCGAGGCCGAGGUCGGGGAGGACGGACGGAUGCGGGUCACCGUGCGCAAGUCCACCUCCUCCCGCUCCGAGGCAGCCUGCUCCCACUCCCACUCCCACUCGCACUCACAGUCCAUGCAGCCGCGAGUCUCCAACCUCUCCGGCGUCGAGAUAUACUCGCUGCAGUCGUCCAGGAACCCGACGCCGCGAGGAUCCAGCUUCAACCACGCAGAGUUCUUCAACAUCGUCGGCAAGGGUGGCGACGAGGAGAAGGGCUCCGCCGGCGCCGGCACCGGCGGCCACUCGCCCCAGCCGCUGCCGCAAGCGUUGGCGGCAAAGCGCAAGGACCUGCACAUGUUCGUAUGGAGCUCCAGCGCCUCGCCCGUCUCUGAGCGAGCAGCUGGCGCGGGCGUGCACGUCUUCGGCGGCGGUGGCGCCGACGACGUCCUCGCCAAAGGUGGUGCCCAGGCCUACGACGAGUACGGCCGCGGCGGCGGCGACGACUUCAGCUUCAGGAACAAGAACGGCGGCGCGGCCAACGGCGACGGCCCCACGCUCUCCAAGCUCGGCUCCAACUCCACCGCGCAGCUCCACCCCAAGGACGACGCCGAGGGGAGGGCCGCCGCCAUGCCGCCGGCCAGCGUCAUGACCAGGCUCAUCCUCAUCAUGGUGUGGAGGAAACUUAUCAGGAACCCAAACACCUACUCCAGCCUCAUCGGCGUCGUCUGGUCCCUCGUCUCCUACAGGUGGGGGAUUGAGAUGCCGGCGAUCAUCGCCCGUUCGAUCUCCAUCCUGUCGGACGCCGGGCUCGGGAUGGCCAUGUUCAGCCUAGGGUUGUUCAUGGCGCUGCAGCCCCGGAUCAUCGCCUGCGGGAACUCGCUUGCGGCUUAUGCCAUGGCUGUCAGGUUCCUCGUUGGUCCUGCUUUCAUGGCUGCUGCCUCCCUCGCCGUCGGGCUGCGUGGGGUUCUUCUGCACAUCGCCAUUGUUCAGGCUGCUCUUCCACAAGGAAUCGUUCCCUUUGUGUUUGCCAAGGAGUACAACGUUCACCCCAACAUCCUGAGCACAGCCGUGAUCUUCGGGAUGCUGAUCGCCCUCCCCAUCACCCUGGUCUACUACAUACUGCUGGGCCUCUGA
Molecule: messenger RNA, 1695 nt
Organism: Lolium rigidum
Lineage: Eukaryota; Viridiplantae; Streptophyta; Magnoliopsida; Poales; Poaceae
Product: probable auxin efflux carrier component 1b
Exons: 6
Coding region: 1-1695 (564 amino acids)
Biological process (GO): auxin export across the plasma membrane; auxin polar transport
Cellular component (GO): endoplasmic reticulum; plasma membrane
Molecular function (GO): auxin efflux transmembrane transporter activity
Source: RefSeq, a predicted model, not a curated record